Molecule: messenger RNA, 1600 nt
Organism: Medicago truncatula (barrel medic)
Lineage: Eukaryota; Viridiplantae; Streptophyta; Magnoliopsida; Fabales; Fabaceae
Product: DEAD-box ATP-dependent RNA helicase 42
Exons: 8
Coding region: 47-1072 (341 amino acids)
Source: RefSeq, a predicted model, not a curated record
AUUCUGAAACUCGACUCAGUCAGUGACACUGCGAAACCAAACGAAAAUGUCGAGAAACGUUAACGGGAACGGUGCUCCGGCGAAAAUCGCCACCAGCUCAGAGAAAGACGACGGCGAACCUCCGUCGAAAAGAGAUUCCAGGAAAACACGAGAAAAUUCCGAUAUAGACACUGAAACCGAUAGAAAGCACAUUAGUUCGAAGAAGAAAUCGCGUGAGAGUUCGGAAUCGGAUUCUGAUAAACGUCGUCGGAGAAAGAGGAAAUCGCGUAGAAAAUACAGCAGUGAAUCCGAUUCGGAAUCGGAUUCCGGUUCGGAUUCGGAGUCAGAGAGCGAUAAAUCCGAGCGGUCUGGUUCGGAGUCGGAGUAUUCGGGUUCGGAGAGUGAAGGAGAGAGGAAGGAGAGGAAAAGGAAGGAGAAGCGAAGGAGGAGAGAGAGGGAGGAAGAGAAGAGGAGGAGGAGAGAGAAAGAGAAGAAGAGGAGGAAGAAGGAGAAAGAAGAAGAAGAGAGAAGGAAGAAAGAGAAACGGAAAAUGAAGAAGAAGGAGAAAAAGGAGAGAGGGAAGAAAGGUGCUGUGACUAAUUUAUGGGGAAAGUAUGGGAUUAUUAGAGAAACUGAUAUGUGGACCAAGCGUCCAGAGUUCACCGCAUGGUUGGCAGAAGUUAAGCUGGUAAAUAUGGAGCAUCUGUCUAAUUGGGAAGAAAAACAGAUGUUCAAAGAAUUUAUGGAGGAUCACAACACAGCUACGUUCCCUUCCAAAAAGUAUUACAGUCUUGAUGCUUACUACAGGCGUCAAAUGGAAAAAGAGAUGAAAAAGGGUUAUAAGAAGAUUCAGCCUAAGGAACGAACAGUUUUCAAUGAUGAAGAACAGCGCAGACAAGAAAUGUUGCAAGCACGUGAAAAACAGAAGGAAGAGCAAGUGAUAGCUUUGAAGCGUGAAAUGGAAAGUGGAAUGGCACAAGCAAUGAAAGAGCAAGCUCAACUCAGGGAGGAGAUGGCUUACCAGUACAAGCUCGGCAACUUUGAGGCUGCUGCUGCAAUCCAGAGAAGGUUGGACCCUGAUGCUGCCGUGUAGACUGUGUAGGACACAACUUAUUGUGGAUAUGAAUUAGGUGAUGAGGUCUCAUGACCAUGUCAUUAUGAUAAACUCAUUUCAUGGAUAUUAUGGUGUCUGGGAUAUAAUAUGCCGUGGAUGGGGUUUUGUCUGUUGCAAUAGAGGAGUAAGAUAUUCCACAUCGACGCCUUUUCUACAGUGUGCUAUCAUUGCUAAUAUAGAUGUGUUGCCUUGUGGUGGAAGUUUUGUCUUUGUAUCUGACCAAGUGAGCAAACAUCUCCAAACUGUUCAGGCUAUACAUGCUAUGAAAAGGCAGCCUUGUCCAUCUUACUUGGACUGAUCGAAAUUGGCUAUGACAUGUAAAACAAUAUUGGUGGUUAAAUUUGUUUGUCUGGCAUGUUUUUUAUUACUGAUCCUUUAUGUGUAAUUUUGAUUUUGAAUGAUGCUUUUGCAUGUCUUUAUGGUUUAGAAAAAAGUGAGGGCUCAGAACAUCCUGCAUACUGUAUUUAAUCUUAUGCCAAAUUAAAAUAUGAGCUUUUUCCUCGAAAA